Molecule: messenger RNA, 537 nt
Organism: Condylura cristata (star-nosed mole)
Lineage: Eukaryota; Metazoa; Chordata; Mammalia; Eulipotyphla; Talpidae
Gene: DYNLT5
Product: Tctex1 domain containing 1
Exons: 4
Coding region: 1-537 (178 amino acids)
Biological process (GO): microtubule-based movement
Cellular component (GO): cytoplasmic dynein complex; cytoplasm
Molecular function (GO): dynein intermediate chain binding
Source: RefSeq, a predicted model, not a curated record
AUGAUGUCAGAUACUGCUAAAGAAAGAGUAAUUGAUGCAUUGAAGAAAAGGAGAAGUGUGUCUUCUCUAAAUUGUCAUGAAUCCCGGUGGAAAGAACUUCACAGUCAUACCAAAGGCUCUAUGAUCUCCGUGUCUUACAUGGAUGAACCUAACCAGAGUGAUGAAGCCCCUCACCUUCCAGUUCGGAUGGAAAACACCUAUCAGCUGGGUCCCACCAAACAUUUUCCUGUGAUCACCGUUAAUCGUAUUUUGAAAGAUGUGCUGACUUACCAUCUACAAGAAGAACAAUAUGAACCAGAGUUCUGUAGACAGAUGACUAAAACAAUUUCUGAGGUAAUUAAAGCCCAGGUCAAGGACUUGGUGAUCCCACGGUAUAAGCUGAUUGUGAUCGUUCACAUAGGACAACUGAGUGGUCAGAGCAUACUCAUUGGUAGCAGAUGUCUCUGGGAUCUUAAAAGUGACAAUAUUUCAUCUUAUAUUUUCAGAAAUUCUUCUCUCUUUGCGCUUGCAAAUGUCUAUGCAGUUUAUUUUGAAUGA